GAGAGGAGAAGGGGCCCUUGCUGUUGCUGCUCCGGGCUUUGGAUCCGGAGGCUGCUGUUGUCCGCUCAAGGCUGACUUCCCCCACAUGAAGCACCUGCGGCGUGGUGACAGAGGUCUAGAGGAAGGUACAGACAAAGCCAGCACACCCUCCCUGGCUGCACUUGGCCUCAGGCCGGACGUUUAGAGGCCGCUCAGUUGCUAAGCAGCUACCAGGGCGCUGGAGGCGGAACAGGAGAUGGACCAGUACUGCAUCCUAGGCCGGAUUGGGGAGGGUGCACAUGGCAUUGUCUUCAAGGCCAAGCACGUGGAGACUGGAGAGAUCGUUGCCCUCAAGAAGGUGGCCCUGCGGCGGCUGGAGGAAGGCAUCCCCAACCAGGCCCUGCGGGAGAUCAAGGCUCUGCAGGAGAUCGGGGACAAUCAGCAUGUUGUGCAGUUGAAGGCUGUAUUCCCGCAUGGGGCAGGCUUUGUGCUGGCCUUUGAGUUCAUGCUGUCAGAUCUGGCUGAGGUGGUGCGCCACGCCCAGAGGCCGCUGGCCCAGGCACAGGUCAAGAGCUACCUGCAGAUGCUACUUAAAGGUGUCUCCUUCUGCCAUGCCAAUAACAUCGUGCAUCGGGACCUGAAACCGGCCAACCUGCUCAUCAGUUCCUCAGGCCAGCUGAAAAUAGCAGAUUUUGGCCUGGCCCGGGUCUUCUCCCCUGAUGGCAGCCGCCUCUACACACACCAGGUGGCCACCAGGUGGUACCGAGCCCCUGAGCUCCUGUAUGGUGCGCGCCAAUAUGACCAGGGGGUUGACCUGUGGGCCGUGGGCUGUAUCCUGGGGGAACUGUUGAAUGGGUCCCCACUUUUCCCUGGGGAGAAUGACAUCGAACAGCUCUGCUGUGUACUUCGCAUCUUGGGCACCCCUAGCCCUCAAGUCUGGCCGGAGAUCACGGAGCUGCCCGACUACAACAAGAUCUCCUUCAAGGAACAGUCUCCUGUGCCCUUGGGGGAAGUGCUGCCGGAUGCCUCUCCCCAGGCAUUGGACCUUCUGGGGCACUUCCUCCUCUAUCCUCCAUACCAACGCAUUGCAGCCUCCCAGGCCCUCCUGCACCAAUACUUCUUCACAGCUCCCCUGCCUGCCCACCCUUCGGAGCUGCCAAUUCCCCAGCGCCCAGGGGGACUGGCCCCCAAGGCCCACCCGGGGCCUCCCAAUGUCCACAACUUUCACAUGGACCGUCCCCUUGAGGAAUUGCUGUUGAACCCAGAGCUGAUUCGGCGCUUCAUCCCGGAGGGCUGAGAUGUGGGGCCAGACCCCACCAGCCUGUGUUCCAGGGCCACACUCCAGACUGACUCUACCUCCUAUGGCCACACUAUAACCACACUGGGCUCACUCCAUAGCUGGCCCUACCCGGGUCAGGCGAAGAGGAUGUCCAGCCCCAGCAGAGAAGGAGACCUGCAGCUGUGCCCUUGGCCUCCAUGUGUUGCUGACUUACCCAUCAGAAAGAGACAGUGAGCCCUCUACCAUGCCCGCCAUGGUGCUGCUUCUCCGGGUGCUGCUCUUCUGGUCAGGGAUGGUCCUGGUAGAGCCAUCUGUGAGAACACAGAGUAAGAUGUCAAUUCCAAAACCCAAGUGUGGAGGGAGGUUUAGUUUGCUUUUGUUCUCAGAGAUAUUAAAUACUAGUUCAUUUUUGAGAUUUAUGAUUAAAAACACCACAUAGUUCUGCCUGGGUUCUGCCCCUCUUCCAUUCCUUUCAAGGGAAGUGGCUGAGGUGUCGUCAUCUUCUGGUCCUCACUUCUGUCGUCACAGGGAAAGUGGCCCCAUUCAUGGCUACUCUAGUCUUAGGGGCUCCCUAGGAGCCUUAUAUGAUGGAGCUCCGACUUAGAGGUGAGGUGGCAGAAGUCAAGGACAAGGAUGACUAAGGUUAUGAAACAAAUACUUUAAUCUGGUUUACAGACACCUCCGCCAUUUGGAGGAGGGUGAGCCAGGACCAGGUGUGCCAUCUUUUUACUAAGAGAUAUCAAAAAAAAAUUAAGACAUAGGCAUUCCUGAAAUUCAUUUGUUAAUUUAGUAAAUACCAAUACAAUUCCAUCUGGCUCUUGUUUUUCUUAUUUAAUAAUUUGAUAGGAAUAUUGUGAAAUAUACAUGGAAAUGAAAGGGUUGAGAAGAGGAAGCAGAGACAGAAGAGUAGAAAAAUGAUGAAAGGACUUAACUUUUCAGAUACUAAGACUUGUCAUUAGUGCUGUAAUGCUGAGGCAGUGGCGUUGGUUCAGGGAUAAAUAAAGACAGACUAGAGGAGUUCUUAGUAAUCUUUUAUUCUUAAAAUAGUCAUUACAUGCUUCAUGUGAAUAAACUUUGUAAGCACUGAGGACAGAGGUGACUGACACUGCCAUAGUCCUUGCUUUUAGAAGGAAUACAAAACAAAAUAAACCCCAGUUCCUUUC
Messenger RNA from Pteronotus mesoamericanus, 2421 nucleotides. It is a transcript of the gene CDK20, whose product is annotated as cyclin dependent kinase 20. The coding region runs from base 236 to 1276 and encodes 346 amino acids. Gene Ontology annotation, molecular function: ATP binding; protein serine/threonine kinase activity. NCBI's taxonomy places the organism in Eukaryota, Metazoa, Chordata, Mammalia, Chiroptera, Mormoopidae. The transcript is spliced from 8 exons. Gene Ontology annotation, cellular component: nucleus. The record is from RefSeq and is a predicted model, not a curated record. Gene Ontology annotation, biological process: protein phosphorylation.